AUGGCCAUUGCCUCUACAACUCUCGUCAUUCGUCUUUGCCUGUUCCCGCUUAUCAUCGACCAGCGUCGAAAAUUGGCGUCUUACACCAAUGCAAUGCCGAAAAUCAUGGCCCUUCAGGAUCGGAUGACGAAAGCGCGUAUAUCUUCGAAUUAUAUAGAGAUGAUGCAAGUUUCACAGCAGAUGCAACACCUUAUGAAAACGGAGGAUAUUAACCCCUUGCGUAGCAUGCGGCUCAUGAUUGUUCAGGUGCCCCUAUUCCUCUCGGUGUUUGCCGGUUUGCGCGGCAUGGCCGCGCUUCCCGUAGUCAGCAUGCAAACUGGUGGUCUGGCUUGGUUCACUGAUCUCACCCUCUGCGAUCCAUUCUACAUUCUCCCGCUCUAUAGUAUGACUUCCAUCUUCUUGAUGUUCGAGGUACCAUUUUGCCUUCCUUCCUUGCUGUGUACUUGUCCUUUUCUGCGGUUUAUUACGUGCGCUUUUAAAGUCUCGUUGAGGGAGCGGCUGAACAAAAAAGAAAGCUGCGGUAUUUCUUUUAAAAUGGGCAAAACAGAGGAGGAAGUAAUGACAAUUUUUAUGUUCCUUAAUGUGCAUCUUAUCGCCUAUAUUGGACUUGCUAUCAAGCCGUCCGAAUGCAUCACCCAACCGUUGAAGACUGGUUUCGUGCCUACUCAAGCAGUCUUAUUAUCCGGACCACAAAGUCUCUACUUCCACCAUGCGGCGCCAGGCUUCGGCUCUGUACCCAUCCACGGGCUCGUUGGCUUGGGUGACGAUCUGGUUUUGGGCUCACUACGCAUAAUUCGCGUGACUGCCUCCUUAUUUUGUGGUAGUAAGCACGUCUUUAUCACCCCACAGUUUGGGGCCGACGUCUCUUCGCAAAACAUGACGCCGACAAUUAAGACGAUGAUGCGGAUUUUCCCGGUUGUCGGCUUCUUCAUGAUCAUGCAUAUGCCAGCGGUACGUUUGCUAAAACUGCUCGCUUUGUCUCUCCUCUACCAUAGUGUCCCUUACUCGCUCGUCACGGUGUGCCGAUACUAUUGCUUCCAGUGUGCAUUGACGCCGUGUCUCGUGGUUUCUCUUUGCACUGCAACUUCGGUUAACGAGUGUAAUCGGUUCCAGCACCGAGCUCGUCUUGCGAAACGUAGCCAAUCAAACGGCACCAGUUCGCUGAUUGGCUGCAGGCUACCGAGGGCCCACGCCCUGGGAAAAAGACUCAACGGCGGACACGGGUACACACACGCAAUGACAGCUCGUUGA
Messenger RNA from Dibothriocephalus latus, 1251 nucleotides. The record is from the annotation of a GenBank genome assembly. NCBI's taxonomy places the organism in Eukaryota, Metazoa, Platyhelminthes, Cestoda, Diphyllobothriidea, Diphyllobothriidae.